AUGGGCCCCUCCGUGUUAUCCAAUGGCCUGCCUACCUCCCUGGUGGAUGUUCUCUCCAACUCCUUGAUCUUGCACCAAACUGCUCCUUACCUGCCUGUAUCCUCGCUUUGCGCUCUGUCGUCGACAUCCAAAGCUCUGUACGACGUCAUCCGCCAAUCGCCCGAAGCUUUUCGAUAUCUCGAUCUGUCACCCGUCAAGUCCGCGAUUGUACCCUUUGAUGGCCCACUCGAUGGCGGCGGUAUCAGCUGGCGCGCUGAGCGCAUGGACGAGUCACUGUCCGAGGACGACUUUUACUCCGGUCCCCUUCGCGGUAUCGUCUACAGACUCGAGAAGCAGCGCGUCCUACGUAAUAUACAUACGCUGGUUCUGGAUGGGUUGAGCGUGACAGCGGAGUUCGUCAAGGAGCUCAUUACCGAAGACCGAUACAAUGUCAGACUGCUGUCAAUCCGGGAAGUCAAGCACUUGAACGAGCGAAAGCUUCAGCAGUAUCUCAGAUAUGCAGUCCGCCCGUCGAGGCCCGAAGGCACCCCUCGAGUCAAGGGCAUUUACAUGUUCGGGCCCCGCGAUCGACAAUGCGAACCGGAGACACCACGAGCGCCCUUUCCUUCUGCUUCCCGUGGCGUUAUGUCUUCACAAGGAGCUCAGAUCGGCGCACAAUGGAACCAGAAGUCGUCUCACGCUCUGAACACUGCGUUGGCGCGGACUCAGGAUAGAUGGUAUCAGUCGUCUGGCAAGAUGAUCGCAAGGCGGCCUUCUCCAGAAUGGGCUGAGGUUGUGCAGGCGUGCGAGGGACUCAUCUCCUUUGAUGCCGUUCUCUGUCGAGGACCACGUCACGACCCGAGUAAAGCCUAUGCCAGCAGCAUGCCGCAUCCAGCCGCGUUCCUCAGGCCUACUAUUGCGACUGUGGCGCUGGGACCAACUGGCUGCGAGACGUGCCAUUCUGCUUCUGAGGGCCCAGCGAUUUUCGCCGAUUCGCCUGCGACUCAGUUCCCUCUUCUGAGCCCCGUACCACUCCACGGAAGCACACUACGUGCGGCCAAAGUCCCACAUACAAUCGAUGGAUCAGGCCCGCCACCUCUGUAUAUGCGUUGCGAAGACUGUCUGAAAGGCCGCUGGUGCGAGAGAUGCCACAAGUGGUGGGACGAGGACUGCUACGCUGGAUCAACUGUUGCCCAACGAACCGAACUCCAACAGACCGAGCUUGCGGAGACCUUGACAACCAACGGCACGACUUCCAUGGUUCCGAAGCAAACCAUCAAGAUCAUCGGUGUUCGACGUGACUGCUUCGGUUGUGGCCAUACAUGUAUAAGCUGCAAGGAGCUUUUCAUCCGACAGUGUAAGAAAUGCCAGAACGAAUAUUGCCUCGAAGACAACGAUGCAUCAUCUGACACCUUGUGUGACUGGUGCAACUUUACUUCGCGGCGUACCGUCGAGAUGUAUUAGGUUGUGCGCAGGCGUGACGCCACUGAAUCACCUCUGAGCUGAAGCUCGGUGAACUGCAUUUGGAGUAAGGACGGUGUGAGAUGGAAAUGAUUAUGAGCCUAUGCAUGGCGUUUAUAUUGAUACCCCCCUCAUUCCUAGUAAAUGCAUGACUGCUCUUGACAUC
This is a messenger RNA of Macroventuria anomochaeta, 1606 nucleotides long. RefSeq lists its product as uncharacterized. The record is from RefSeq and is a predicted model, not a curated record. The transcript has 4 exons. The coding region runs from base 1 to 1443 and encodes 480 amino acids. NCBI's taxonomy places the organism in Eukaryota, Fungi, Ascomycota, Dothideomycetes, Pleosporales, Didymellaceae.